ACGUACCGAAACUAAUGGGGACAAAGAGAUUCUCCCUAAUUGAAGAAAACAUGAACAGAUCAUUGUACUGCGUUUGUUUUGAACAACAUUGAGGUAGAGAAACAAGAUUUCAUGUGAACAUCAUGCAUAGUUUCAAUCAAAAAUUUUAAUUGUGAAAGUCCAUGGCUCCUCGGGUUCAUUUGAAUGUCAAGUCAAAUAGGUUUAUCUUUCGACGAGGUCAUUGUACCACAGUGCAACCAAUAACUGGCUGCAUUAUAUACAGAAUUAGGUUAAUAUGCUAAAUUUUGUGUCAUGGCUUUUGCGUACUUUUUAUUUAAACACCGUAGUAUGAUCGAUACUAUCCUGACCAAGAAACCAUCUCCUAGUAAUUAACAACUCCACCCAAGGUCACACCCAAUUAUUGCCAUUUACGUGCCAUCUUAUCAUUUUAUGGCCUUUGAGCAAGAGAGCGAAGGUUGGGCUGCCUUUAUGAAGCACACAGAACAAGGGAGAGUUAGUGAGGACCUGAACUUGAUGUGAGAGGUUUCCCGGUGCUCCAGCUUGUGAUACCAGAAGAUUUUGUUUCCUCAGUGAAUUCUUCUGUGGGACAUUACCUUAUUACCCAAACUGACUAUGGCAGCAGCUUUUGAGGUUACUGGUUUCCUGAUGGGGCUCGCAGGUUGGAUGCUUACUGGGUCAACGUUGGCAAACAAUUACUGGAAAAUUUCUACUGUUUAUGGGAGCGUAAUCACAAGCUCCAGAUUGUAUGAAAAUCUGUGGAAAAGCUGUGCCCAGGACAGUACUGGAGUCUUCAACUGUCGGAUGUUUGAGACCAUGCUCGGUCUUCCAGCUUAUGUCCAAGCAUGCCGUGCACUGAUGAUCAUUGCCGUAAUUCUGGGAGUUAUUUCCUCAGUGUUGACACUGUUUGGCCUGAAAUGCACCACUAUUGGGAACAUGGAGGAGGCAGUGAAAGGGAAGAUUGCGAUGACUGGUGGAAUUAUCUACAUCCUUGCAGGUUUAUGUGGAAUAGUGCCAGUUUCCUGGUACGCCUACAGCAUCACAAUGGAGUUCUACAACCCUGUCUAUGGUGGAACUAAGUAUGAGUUGGGGUCUGCGCUCUACAUUGGAUGGGCUGGGGCAUCUCUCCUUAUCCUGGGAGGUUCAUUCUUGUGUUGUUCCUGCAAAAGAAACAAACAAAAUGGUGGCUACAAGUAUGCCUCUGCUCAAGGUGGACAACGGAUCUACACAAAGACAGAGUCAGCCCAGUCAAAAGCCUACGUCUAAACCAGAGACUUUCAAAGAAGAAUGUUUUUUUUAUGUUACUCAGGUCUACAAAUGUCUUUUUAAAAAUGUGUGUUUGCUAUCCAAUCAUUGUGGCACUCUGUCAAGCAUUAAAAUAAGUAGGGUAGAUUUGUGCAUUGUACUGCUGAAUGCCUUGUGGGUUUGUUCAGGACAAUGCCAGAGUUUUUCUGUUUCCAAUUUGUAUAUAGGUCCAAUAACCCCAGACCUGGGGGCUGAGUCAUACUCCUGCUUAGUGUGAUCUUAGAGAGUUGGGGUCUGCACCAGUACUAGGCGGGUGAGCACUGCUGAGCUGGGGGGGGGGGGGGGAGAGAAGAGGAAUUUGCAAGCGUGCCCAACAUAAAAGGUCCAUCACAGUUUGACCAUCCCCUGUUAUAACGGGGUAGGCAAUGCCUGUUAAGACCCAAUCAAAUGAGGCUUUGCAGGUCCUUAACUGGGUUGGACCCAAGUAACCAUAGUAAUUUGGUUCCCUCACUGUGCUCAAUCCAUGUGCAACUAUAUUAAAAUCUCUAUAUUGUCUCUCAUGAAAAUUAAUGGAGGUAAUAUCGGGAAGACUGUCAAUAACCUAUAUCACUUCAGGAAGGAGUGUGGCUUCAGUCUUUGGUUUGACUGGGUGAACUAAAAUAAAUAAGCAGCUAUCAACAUGAUUGUGUGAGUGCUGUAUAAUACACUCUCAGUCCCCUGUCAACAGGUGUAACAGACACUCAUCAAUGCAGGUUCAGCAGAACAGAAAUACAUGCAAGAGAAUGCCGAGAGUCCCUUGAACCUGUUCCAUCACGCUAACAUUUUACAGGUGACUGUAAUACUCAAAUUCAUUUUCUUGCCCAAUCCCAAAUCUUCCGAUUCCCUUAAUUAUCGAUGAUCUGUCUACAGUGGACAUGAAUAUACUCAGACUGAGCAUCCACAACUCUAGGGCAGACAUUUUCAAAGAUUUGGAAAAAAACUGCUAGAGGAACUCGGUCUGUUGAGGGAAGUGAACAGAUGACAUUUAGGGUUGAGAUCCUUCAGAUAGUGUCUGCCCAUUUCUCUCCACAGAUACUGUUUGACAUGCUGAAUUCCUCCAGUAGUUUGAGUAUUGCUCCCUAUUCCAACAUCUGCAGGCUCUUGUAUCUCCAGAAAUGUACAAGUUUCUGAGGGAGAAAAAAUCCUCUAUUUCUUAAUGGCCAAGCCAUUAUCCGGAGACUAUAACGCUUACUUUUUCUAAUUUUCUUUUAACAAAGAAGUAAAUAUGACACCAAUUAUUUUCUGCAAGUUUUUCCACUGCCCCUAACUUCAACAAGUGCCAACGUUAAACCAGUGAGGGCAAAUUAUCCGAAUUAUUGCCCCAGAUGUAUAACACAUAAAGGCUAUACGGAAUAUUUCGAAAUUACAAUUGGUAAAAUUAACUCUUCCUUAUUCCUUGUAAAUGAUAAACCACAUGGUUCGACAGGUCAAAUAAUUGGAAAGUGAAAGAACUAUUGACAAGUAUUAAGGCAAUCCCCUUUCCCAAUAGCAGAAGACAUUUAUCUGGAAAACAUUAAGGAAUUAUAGCCUGGGAUGUAUACUGCUGGAUCAUUGUGGAUUUGGGGUAUUCCUGAGCAGUUCAUGAAGGAUUCACUGGGAAACAAAAACUCUGGCUUUGAAAUGCCUGACUCGGGCUUUCUAAAUCAGCAUGUAGACCUACAGUAACUCGGAGUAAACACUCAGAAACAGCACAUUGAACCAAAAUAUAUCACAGACCAAAGAGUUCUAAAAUAUUGAAGACCAAAUGAGGAGUUUAAUCUCUAAAAAUACAGAAUAAGUAAUAAAUUCAAGAUGCAGGUCUAAAAUAAAUUGGCCAAACUUUUAUUUUAAGACCCAUGGCCAUCCAAAAAAAAAUCGGAUACAUUUUCUUUUCUGUUAUUUAUGUACCUCUAAUGACUCUAAUCCAUUGUAAUACAUUUAUUGUUUCCAAUGUAAAAAAACACUACUGGUUUAAUUGACUUCAAUUAAACUUUAUAUCAAAAGGUUAGUAAACGAGCAACAAAUAUUGUGACAUUUGUCUAUCGCCAGCAAGCAUCUUUUAAUGCAGAGAGAUCAGAGGCCUUGGUUGGUUGUGUUUAUAUCUAGCAGCUCACAAUUCAAGCAAUGGGAAAUGAAACCAUAUGUUUAAGAUUGGGCAAAUAGAAGAUAAAGUUUGAGGUGCUUUUAGUGAUCUAGCCCAAAAAUGCAAUUGCAAAUAAUGCCUCAGAACAAACACCAAAUAACACAUUUCAGAAGAAGGAAAUCUCUCCAGAAUUCAUCACUCUGCCUCGGACCCUCUUGGCAUUGAGGUUCUUUUUGGGUACCACAUGUUAGGAACGAUGUUAAGGUAUUGACAAAAUGACAUUUACUGGAAUUAAAUGGGGUUUAGGAACUUCAGCAACAUAAAAAUAAAUAAUGUUGGAAGUAUUCAACAAAUCAGGCAGCGUGGUGGUUCUAGUGCAGGUGAAUGACCUUUUAAAACUUUGUGAUACAAUUGCAAAAUUGAAUAAUCAUGGGCCUGAACAGAGAGGUGGUGAGUGAUGGGCAAGGAUUAGGAUUCUUUUGUCCUCAAUGCAGGUCUCACACUAUAGGAAUCUCUAUGAGAUGGAGAUGGUUGAGAGGCAGAUGCAUAAUAUUUUACAUGUGUUCACUUUGAUUACCAUUCAUGUUUAUAUGCUUUUUUUCUGGAGUUUAAGUGGUUCAAAUUGUUGGAUUUUAUAGCUUGCUCUUUGUAUUGUAAGCAAUUGUUUUUAUUUCUUGCUUUUUGGCAGUUUUUAACAAGAUUUAUAAGAACUGUUUCCAAUUAUUGUAUCUUUAUACAUGCUUCAAUAGAAUUUAAGGUUUGUUCUUAUUAGACUUUAACAUGAACUUUAAUAAAAUUAAAAAUGGACAUUGAUUUGUUUAGUUAUUAC
This is a messenger RNA of Leucoraja erinaceus (little skate), 4172 nucleotides long. RefSeq names its product claudin-15-like. Gene Ontology annotation, molecular function: structural molecule activity. The record is from RefSeq and is a predicted model, not a curated record. Bases 613 to 1263 code for a protein of 216 amino acids. Gene Ontology annotation, cellular component: bicellular tight junction; plasma membrane. The transcript is spliced from 5 exons. Lineage: Eukaryota; Metazoa; Chordata; Chondrichthyes; Rajiformes; Rajidae. Gene Ontology annotation, biological process: bicellular tight junction assembly; cell adhesion.